Silurus meridionalis is the source of this 2580-nucleotide messenger RNA. RefSeq names its product DEAD (Asp-Glu-Ala-Asp) box polypeptide 55 (gene ddx55). NCBI's taxonomy places the organism in Eukaryota, Metazoa, Chordata, Actinopteri, Siluriformes, Siluridae. Gene Ontology annotation, cellular component: nucleolus. Gene Ontology annotation, molecular function: ATP binding; nucleic acid binding. The record is from RefSeq and is a predicted model, not a curated record. The transcript has 14 exons. Bases 46 to 1854 code for a protein of 602 amino acids.
GCAAAGCAUGGUAUUGUGUUUAGUGUAAAACCGAAAAGGAGAAUAAUGGAGAGUAUAUGUGAUGGAACAUGGGAGAACCUACCAGUGAAACUUCACGACAGCAUAUUGCUGACUCUGAAGAAGCUGGGAUUCAUUUAUAUGACUCCGGUCCAGUCAGCAUGCAUCCCUCUUUUCAUGAGUAAUAAAGAUGUCGCAGCCGAAGCGGUUACAGGCAGUGGGAAGACUCUCGCUUUUGUCAUUCCUCUGCUGGAAAUCCUCAUUAAGCGCGAGGAGAAGCUGAAGAAAAUGCAGGUUGGCGCAUUGAUCAUCACACCGACCCGAGAGUUGGCAAUUCAGAUCAGUGAAGUUGUGGGCCAAUUUCUUGAGGAAUGUCCUCAGUUCAGGCAGAUACUUUUAAUUGGUGGAAGCAACCCCAUUGAAGAUGUUGAAAAGUUUAAGGCUAAUGGUGCGAACAUUGUAAUCGGAACCCCCGGGCGGCUGGAGGACAUGUUCAGGAGGAAAGCUGAUGGCCUCGACUUGGCCAGCAGUGUAAAGUCUUUGGAUGUGCUUGUUCUUGAUGAAGCUGACAGACUGCUGGAUAUGGGCUUUGAAGCAAGCCUGAACACUAUAUUGGGUUAUUUGCCCAAGCAGAGGCGCACAGGCCUUUUCUCCGCGACGCAGACUCAGGAGCUGGAGAAGCUGGUGAGGGCCGGCCUCCGUAACCCGGUCCGCAUCACUGUGAAGGAGAAAGGAGCAGCAGAUACUAUUGUGCAGAAGACACCAGCAAGACUUAGUAAUUACUACACAAUCUGUAGAACCGGAGACAAGUUCAACACCCUGGUGGCUUUCCUGAGACAACACAAACAUGGGAAGCAGCUUGUUUUCUUCAGUACCUGUGCUUGCGUGGAGUAUUUCGGCAGAGCACUGGAGGUCUUUAUUAAGAACGUGACCAUCCUUUGUAUCCAUGGCAAGAUGAAGGACAAGCGGAACAAGAUCUUCUCUGAGUUUCGGGAAUUAAAAAGUGGGAUACUCGUGUGUACUGACGUGAUGGCAAGAGGCAUCGACAUCCCUGAUGUGAACUGGGUGCUACAGUAUGAUCCUCCGAGCAGUGCAAGUUCUUUUGUGCAUCGAUGUGGCCGAACUGCUCGUAUUGGGAACCGAGGCAAUGCACUUGUCUUUCUCCUGCCAAUGGAGGAGUCUUAUGUAAAUUUUCUGUCUAUCAAUCAAAAAUGUCCUCUCCAGCUAUACCCCCCUGUGAAGGACGUAGUGGAUGUGUUGCCCAAAAUGAAGUCUCUGGCUCUAAGAGACAGGGCUGUAUUUGAGAGAGGAAUGAAGGCGUUCGUCUCAUUCGUCCAGGCUUACGCAAAGCACGAGUGCAGCCUGAUAUUCCGGGUCAAAGAUCUGGAUUUUGCCGCUUUAGCUCGAGGCUUUGCUCUACUUCGCCUUCCUAAGAUGCCCGAGUUGAGAGGCAAGACGUUCCCCGACUUUGAAGAGAUCACAGACACAGAUUCAAUCCGCUUCAAAGACAAGAACCGAGAGAAACAGAGGCAGAAAUCCUUACGGGAGCAAAAUGAAAAGCAAAAGCAGGCACCAUGCCAUAAAAAGAACUUCAUUAAGAACAAAUCCUGGUCCAAGCAGAAAUCCAAGAAGGAUAAGAAGAGGAAGGUGGCUGCCAAAAGAAAGAUGAAUGAGGGAUCAGACGUGGAUGACGAGGACAUUGAUGAGCUUUUGACUGACACACGUCUACUGAAAAAGCUGAAAAAGGGGAAAAUUAGCGAAGACGACUUUGAUAAUCAAAUUAAAGCAGAAAGAAAUUUAAAGCCUAACCGAGCAGGUCCCUCUCAUGAGGACAGCGCAGAUGAAGACAGCGAAUGAAACACACAGCCCUGGACUGUUUAUUAACAUUUCUAUUCUGCUGAGAUCUCACUGUGCUGUAUCAGCACAGGCAAAAUGUUGUGGCUACACAUUUAUUAUUGUUAUUGUUAUUGUUAUGUCAGUUUCUAUGAUAUGGGUGUUAGGAAGUCAGUUAGUGAUGUAAAGUAAGGAGGCCUGUGGUGCAGUUAGCAUUCACUUCAUCCUGAAGGUAGCUCGUACCGAAAGGUAGGGUUGUGGUCAGAGUUCUAUAGCAGAUCACUCAAGAUCUUUUACUUCAACCUAUUUGAAUGGGUUGGAGUGAAAGACCUUAUUUUCAUCGAGCUCACUUUGUGCAAAGGGCCAUUGUCAUGAUAAAAUAGGUUUUCUAGUUCAAGUAAAGGGAAAAUGUAAUGCUACCACAUUCAUAGACAUCACAUAUGUCUGCCUCCUACUUUGUGGUAGCAGUAUGUGGAGAAGAAGCACAUAUGGCUGGAAAAGUCAGGUUAAAGCCUGUAGAAUUCCAAUAGUGAGAUAAUUGUAUGUAUCACAGAAAUCAUAUUUUGAAAAAAUAUUUUAAGUAUUUUAUUUCUUAUUGUUUGAUACAAAAGUAAUAGUUGUAUUGAAACAUUAUUAUCUGAAUCAGAGGCUUUUCUGUAAUGUGUGAACUGAAAUGUGUUUUUGAGGGAGGAAUGCAUUUUGCAGAAUGUCUUGUGAAAAAAUAAAUGCAAAAUAAUAAUUUCUUAUUAA